Pseudozyma flocculosa PF-1 is the source of this 2631-nucleotide messenger RNA. RefSeq lists its product as uncharacterized. NCBI's taxonomy places the organism in Eukaryota, Fungi, Basidiomycota, Ustilaginomycetes, Ustilaginales, Ustilaginaceae. Gene Ontology annotation, molecular function: damaged DNA binding; deoxyribodipyrimidine photo-lyase activity; FAD binding. The record is from RefSeq and is a predicted model, not a curated record. The transcript is spliced from 3 exons. The coding region runs from base 1 to 2631 and encodes 876 amino acids. Gene Ontology annotation, biological process: photoreactive repair.
AUGCCUGACACCCUCUCAGGCACCGGAUCGAGUGGCGUCGCCACCUCGUCGGCGCCCACGUCAGCUUCCAACUCGUCUUCGAGCCGAUCGCGGAGCCCGGGCUCGGAUACCGGCAGGAGCAUCCUCAUCUGUCUUUUGAGGCUUGAUCUGCGCGUACACGACAAUGCGCUCUUCUACUAUGCCCACCAGCAGCCCAAGCCCAUUCUUAGCUCGGGCGGCAAGACGGUGGACUUGAGCCAGCUCGAGGACGAAGCGCUGCUGGGAUCGACCUCGGACUACCUCUUGCCGGUCUUCGUCUUCGACGAGAGAGAGAUGGAGUUGAGCGGUCUGCCCGGCUACAAGCGUAAAGGUCCCGAGGCAAGGACUCGCCACUAUGGCUUUUGGAAGACUGGUGGCUUCAGGACCAGGUUCAUCUCCGAGAGCGUCUACGACCUGCGUUCGAGACUACGCGACGUCGGCUCGGACCUCAUGAUCCGCUUCGGUAUGCCCGAGGACGUGGUCUGCAACCUCGUCAACGCCCUCCAGGCCAAUGGCGACUACGUCGAGGGCGUCUGGAUGCAAAAGGAGAUGACGUAUCCAGAGACCGAGAUCGAGUCGCAGAUUGCCAAUAAGCUGCACGGUACCGGCGUGCCCGUUCAUUUUGUCAACGGCAAGACGCUGAUUCACCCGGCGGACCUGCCCUUUCCCAGCAGCGAGACGCCCGACGUCUUCACGCCGUUCCGCAAGAAGGUCGAGUCGCUAGGGACGAGGAUGGUGCGGCCCGCCAAGGAGUCGCCAUCCACCUUCAAGCCCUUCCCGCCCGACCUCCCUCGGACGUCGGACUACGCGCUCGACGUGUCCUACGAGGUUGACGUCGACGGCUACAUGACGCGGGCGCCAGAGAGCAAGGACAAGCAGGAGGGGCAGACAUCGUUCCACGACAUUCUCCGAUACCUCUUGACGCCGCUUAACGAGUCGCAGCUCCCACCCACCCUCGAGGCCAACGCAUUGCUUCAGCAACGCCACCCUGCAUCCGCAUUCCCUCUGCGCGGCGGCGAGACGUCGGCGUUGGACCGCCUCGACUGGUACUUUGUCCGUGGCAAAUCGGCCGACUCGACGCGGUGGGGCAAGGCGGACCCACCGCCCGUGGCGAGGUACAAGCAGACGCGCAACAACCUGCUCGGCCAUGCGUACAGCACCAAAAUGUCGCCUUUCCUCGCAUACGGCAGCAUCAGCCCGCGCCAGAUCUGGGAGGCGCUCGACGAGCACGAGCAGAAGUUUGGCGAGGACCAGAACACCUACUGGGUCCGCUUCGAGCUGCUGUGGCGCGACUACUUCUUCUUCGUGGCGGAGAAGUUCGGGCACCUCCUCUACGACAUCGGCGGCUUCGAAAAGGCCACCGAUCCGAGGCAGGCAGCCAAGAAGCUCGAGGAUGGGUACUGGAGGUGGUGGGACCCGCUAAAGGACGGGCCCGAGCACGAGAUCACGCGGCUGCUCGAGGGGCGCACCGGCAUUCCGUUUAUCGACGCCAACAUCCUCGAGCUGCGCGAAAGUGGCUUCAUGAGCAACCGCGGGCGGCAGAACGUGGCCAGCUUCCUCUCCAAGGACCUGGGCUACGACUGGCGCAUCGGCGCCGAGUUCUUCCAGUCGCACCUCAUCGACUACGACCCGACGUCCAACUACGGCAACUGGCAGUACGUGGCCGGUGUGGGCAACGACCCGCGUGCCAGCCGGCAGUUCAACACGGUCAAGCAGGCAAAGGACUACGAUUCCCACGGCGACUAUGUCAAGAUGUGGAUCCCGGCGCUGCGCAACCUGCACGCCGACUUUGUCCACACGCCCUGGCUGCUGGAUGCAGAGGAACGCCGGCGGUAUGGGCUCAAGACGACUAGGAUGGAUGUCACGAUCGACGGCUACCCGGAGAGGCCGCUGAUUGAGCAUGAGGGUUGGAAGCGUCACUAUGAGCGGCGGCAGGGAGUCGGCAGCAAGAUGUACGGCAACCCGCAGGAAAAGGUCAAGGACGGCAAGGCGCCGCCGCGGCGGCACAAGCCGGCAGCGCGCUACCGGCCGUUGACGGCGUCGCUCGGCGGUCUCUCGGGGAGCGACCGUACCAUGGACCUGGUCUCGGCCAGCGCCGGCACGCUCCAUCCCAACGCCGACGGCCUGCAUCGCAACGUGAUCCCGCCUCUGCGUGGCAGUGCUGGCAGCAUCGGGCCGUCGUACGUGCAGGGUCCGGGGCCACUGGGCAAAAUGGCUGGGCACGGCUCGGAGCGCAGCUCUUCGCCCUUCACCAACGACCCGAUCAAGCAGCUGGCACACACGUCGGGCGCCUCGAUGCCGUCGCCGAUAGCACGGGCGCCGGGCAACGCCUUCGAUUUCGGCUUUGCGCGCUCCUCGAGCGCCAACAGCAACGACAACGGGCGCGUGCGACGCAGCAUGGCCAACCUCGACCUGUCGGGAGGUGGCGCCAGCAACGCCGCCGCCGCCGCCGGCGCUAAUGGCGACAAGCCGAUGCCGUUUGGUAGCAGCAGCCUCAACCACGUCUCGUCGAUGGGCAGUCCGGCCAUGACGCCCAACGGCGCCUCGACGCCGUCGCAUGCACCACCACCGUCCAAGGCGGACACGGAGCUGUCGUGGAGGAAGAGGGGAUAG